GGGGUGGGGUCCUCGAAGCGACAGCUCCCUGCCGCGGUGGGUUGUGGGCCGUCCCUUCCUCCUUUCUUCCUUUCCUCGGCGUGAGAGUGGCACGAUGGGUAAGUGUCGUGGGCUUCGUACAGCCAGGAAGCUGCGCAGUCACCGUCGUGACCAGAAAUGGCAUGACAAACAAUACAAGAAGGCCCAUUUGGGUACUGCUCUGAAGGCCAACCCUUUUGGAGGAGCUUCCCAUGCUAAGGGCAUUGUCCUGGAAAAAGUUGGUGUAGAAGCUAAGCAGCCAAAUUCUGCCAUCAGGAAGUGUGUCCGAGUCCAGCUCAUCAAGAACGGCAAGAAGAUAACAGCCUUUGUUCCUAAUGAUGGUUGUUUGAACUUCAUUGAGGAGAACGACGAGGUCCUGGUUGCUGGCUUCGGUCGAAAGGGUCAUGCUGUUGGUGACAUUCCUGGAGUUCGUUUCAAGGUUGUCAAAGUCGCAAAUGUUUCCCUACUAGCCUUGUACAAAGGCAAAAAGGAGAGGCCCAGGUCAUAAAACCACAUUUUGUUAUCAAAAUGAUCAAUAAAGUUUUCUCUUAAGAAA
This is a messenger RNA of Anolis sagrei ordinatus, 574 nucleotides long. Its product is annotated as small ribosomal subunit protein uS12. Gene Ontology annotation, molecular function: structural constituent of ribosome. NCBI's taxonomy places the organism in Eukaryota, Metazoa, Chordata, Lepidosauria, Squamata, Anolidae. Gene Ontology annotation, cellular component: ribosome; cytosolic small ribosomal subunit. Gene Ontology annotation, biological process: translation. The record is from RefSeq and is a predicted model, not a curated record.